UCGUGACAGCGCGAGCAGCGUCUGUCAACAAAGACUAUUUCACUGAAUAUAUAGCUUCAAGGCAUAUGCGUAGUCUGUGUCCACUUCUAAGUAUAUAAUAUCCAAAUAUGUGCAAAUAAUUGAACGCAUCUGGACAUUUAUAUCAAGAUGACCGAAGUGGAAGAUCAGAAGCGGAAAUCAAGUGACGAGUUCACAGAUGAAUCUGAGGAGGAAGACAGUGAGGAGGAGCCCAAACUAAAGUACGAGAGGCUCUCCAACGGUGUGACGGAGAUUCUCCAGAAAGAUGCAGCCAGCUGUAUGACCGUCCAUGACAAGUUUCUUGCCCUGGGCACUCAUUUUGGAAAGGUCUUCCUCCUGGACAUCCAAGGAAAUGUAACUCAGAAGUUUGAAAUUAGUUCGGUGAAGAUCAACCAGAUCAGCUUGGAUGAAAGUGGAGAGCAUGUGGGCAUCUGUUCGGAGGAUGGAAAGGUUCAAGUAUUUGGACUCUAUACAAGAGAGGGCUUCCACGAGAACUUUGACUGUCCUGUCAAAGUGGUGGCAUUGCAUCCUCAGUUUAGCAAAUCCAACUACAAGCAGUUUGUCACCGGAGGCAACAAGCUUCUUCUCUAUGAGAGAAACUGGUUAAACCGCUGGAAGACAUCUGUUCUGCAUGAGGGUGAGGGUACCAUCACCAAUAUCCAGUGGCGAGCUAAUCUCAUUGCCUGGGCCAACAAUGUGGGAGUCAAAAUCUAUGACAUCAGCACUAAGCAGAGGAUCACCAAUGUGCUGCGAGAUAAUGUUAGCCUAAGGCCUGACAUGUACCCAUGCAGCCUAUGUUGGAAAGAUAAUGCCACUCUCGUUGUUGGAUGGGGCGCCUCUAUUAAGAUAUGUGCAGUGAAAGAGCGGAAUCCCACUGAGAUGAGAGACCUACCCAGCCGCUAUGUGGAAAUAGUGUCUGCAUUUGACACCGAGUUCUUCAUCAGUGGCCUGGCGCCCCUGGCAGAUCAGCUGGUCACCUUGUAUUUCGUAAAGGAGAACGCGGAGCAUAUGGAUGAGGAGUUCCGAGCACGGCCUCGUCUUGACAUCAUCCAGCCCCUACCAGAGAGCUGUGAAGAGAUCUCCUCCGAUGCGCUGACUGUGCGCAACUUUCAAGACAACGAGUGUCGAGACUACAGACUCGAACAUUCAGAGGGAGAAUCCCUCUUCUACAUUAUCAGCCCAAAAGACAUUGUAGUGGCCAAGGAGCGAGACCAGGAUGACCAUAUUGACUGGCUGCUUGAAAAGAAGAAGUAUGAGGAGGCACUGAUGGCUGCAGAGAUCAGCUUCAAAAACAUCAAGCGACACGAGGUGCAGAAGAUUGGGAUGGCUUAUAUCAAUCACUUAGUGGAAAAAGGAGAUUAUGACACCGCUGCCAGGAAAUGUCAAAAGGUUCUUGGUAAGAACAUGGAAUUAUGGGAGAAUGAGGUGUACAGGUUCAAGACCAUUGGCCAGUUAAAGGCCAUCAGUCAGUACUUGCCCAGGGGGGACCUUCGUCUUAGGCCGGCAAUCUAUGAAAUGAUCUUGCAUGAAUUUCUCAAAACGGAUUGUGAGGGUUUUGCCACACUGAUCCGGGAAUGGCCAGGAGAGCUGUAUAAUAACAUGGCCAUUGUUCAGGCAGUCACAGACCACCUCAAGAAGGACCCGACUAACAGCACGCUUCUCACUACUUUGGCUGAACUGUACACAUAUGACCAGCGGUAUGACAGAGCGUUAGAAAUCUAUCUCAGACUGAGGCAUAAAGAUGUCUACCAACUGAUCCACAAACACAACCUCUUCUCAUCCAUAGAGGACAAGAUUGUGCUCCUGAUGGACUUUGAUAAAGAGAAAGCUGUCGAUAUGCUCCUUGAUAACGAAGACAAAAUAUCAACGGACAGAGUGGUGGAGGAGCUAGGGGACAGACCUGAGCUCUUGCAUGUGUACCUUCAUAAACUGUUCAAGCGGGACCAUCAUAAAGGCAAAAAGUACCAUGAAAGACAGAUCGGCCUCUAUGCUGAGUAUGAUCGACCUAAUCUCCUGCCUUUCCUCAGAGAUAGUACCCACUGCCCACUUGAGAAGGCUCUUGAGAUAUGUCAGCAGAGGAACUUUGUAGAGGAGACGGUCUUCCUGCUCAGCAGGAUGGGAAACUGCAGACGAGCUCUGCAGAUGAUCAUGGAGGAGCUGGGGGAUGUGGACAAGGCUAUUGAGUUUGCAAAAGAGCAGGAUGAUGCUGAGCUCUGGGAGGAUCUCAUCUCUUACUCCAUUGACAAGCCUCCAUUCAUUACUGGACUCCUUAACAAUAUUGGGACACAUGUGGAUCCCAUUCUGCUUAUUCAUCGUAUAAAAGAGGGCAUGGAAAUACCAAACCUCAGAGAUUCUCUUGUCAAAAUCCUUCAGGACUACAAUCUCCAGAUUCUUUUGCGAGAGGGGUGCAAAAAGAUCCUUGUGGCUGACUCACUAUCUCUGCUUCAGAAGAUGCACAGGACACAAAUGAAAGGAGUCAGGGUAGAUGAGGAGAACAUCUGUGAAUCGUGUCAUGCUACAAUAUUGCCCUCAGACAUGGCCAAGCCCUAUAGUAUGGUGGUAUUUCACUGCAGACACAUGUUUCACAAGGAGUGUUUGCCAUCUGCAGGAGCGAUUCCAGGGGUGCAAUUUUGUAAUAUCUGCAGUGCUAAGAGGAGAGGACCAGGAAGUGGAAUCCUGGAGAUGAAAAAGUAACAGGAGCUUUUGCUUACAUUGUACUGCGAUUGUUGUUGCUUUGUCUUACCGCCCUGACUGUCAGUCCUACGUAUCAUAUUUGCCCUCUCACUGAACUGUACAGCAAAAUGCAAAAACAAUUAUUUGGGAUCUGGAAUUGUAUAUUGAUAUCUAACAAUUGUGUAAUACAAUAUUUGUUCUUUUUGCUCGCUAGUAAUUAAGUUAACUGUUGAAAUAACUGCAUGCUGAGAAAUAAAAUGCUGUCAAAUAAAAGCAGACUGUUUCGUAUCUGGUCAAUAUGGCUUGCCUGUAGCAACCCAGUUGAUGU
Lampris incognitus (smalleye Pacific opah) is the source of this 3019-nucleotide messenger RNA. It is a transcript of the gene vps41, whose product is annotated as VPS41 subunit of HOPS complex. The coding region runs from base 148 to 2712 and encodes 854 amino acids. Lineage: Eukaryota; Metazoa; Chordata; Actinopteri; Lampriformes; Lampridae. Gene Ontology annotation, biological process: vesicle-mediated transport; cellular response to starvation; protein targeting to vacuole. Gene Ontology annotation, molecular function: protein binding. The transcript has 28 exons. Gene Ontology annotation, cellular component: late endosome; HOPS complex. The record is from RefSeq and is a predicted model, not a curated record.